AUGGAUUUCCCUCCAAUGUUCAGGAAACUAAUAGAGCAGUGUAUCACGACAACGCGAUUCUUGGUUGCAAUCAACGAUGAACUCUGUGGGUAUUUCAAAGGCACCAAGGGAUUAAGACAGGGUGAUCCCCUCUCUCCUUAUCUCUUUGUCUUAGCCCUUGAGGUAUUUUCUCAGAUGCUGAAUCGCAAAUUCAGUGAAGGUUCUGUCGGGUAUCAUCCAAAAGCGUCCUCACCUAGUGUCACACAUCUUGCGUUUGCUGAUGAUAUUAUGGUAUUUUUUGAUGGAGAGAAACCGUCUCUGGAAACAAUAGCGAGGACAUUUGACUCUUUCUCGAGUUGGUCGGGUCUAACAAUGAACAGAGCAAAAACAGAGCUUUACACGGCAGGUAUGAACCAGAAUGAAUCUAAUGACCUUGCAAGUCUAGGUUUCACGCUUGGUUCAUUACCUAUAAGGUAUCUUGGGUUGCCACUAAUGCACAAGAAGCUCCGGAUCACUGACUACAGACCUCUGCUUGAUAAGUUAAAUGCAUGUUUCACUGCUUGGUCUACUAAGGCCCUUUCUUAUGCAGGAAGGAAACAGCUCAUGUCCUCUGUCAUCUACGGCUCCAUAAACUUCUGGACCUCAACAUUUUUAUUACCAAAAGGGUGUUUGAAGCAAAUCCAAACUCUCUGUACGAAGUUUCUGUGGAGUGGCAAGAUUACCAGUAAUGCCAAUGUCAAAAUUGCUUGGACUACAGUUUGCCUUCCUAAACGGGAAGGAGGGUUAGGUCUGCGUGAUUUUGAUUCAUCAAACGCAGACACCUACUUCUGGGAGAUAGAAGGGUCAAAGGCAAAAGGUUUCCCAACUAAGGAGACUUGGGAGGUAAUCCGCCCACGUGAGCAACUAAAAGACUGCGCGUCUUCUGUCUGGUUUAAAGGUGCUGUUCCACGACAAUCUUUUACUCACUGGGUAACUCAGUAUGAUCGGCUCUCCACAAGGGAAAGGUUGGCGAGUUGGGGCUUAGAGGUCCCUUUAUGCUGCUGCCUCUGUAAUUCAAUGAUUGAGAACAAAGAUCAUAUCUUCCUGAGAUGCACUUGGUCAGAGGAACUCUGGAAUAUGGUUCUGCGAAGGUUAGGCCUAAGUCAAUUGGCUUUUCACACAUGGACAGCAUUCUCGGAAUGGCUAAAAUUAAGGAUCCCUCACUGCUCUAGGCUCCUCAAAUGUCUUGUCUCCCAAGCAACAAUCUACAACACCUGGGUCUCAAGGAACAUAAGAUUACACGACAACAACAACUCAACGCCAGCCCAAGUGUUCAAGAUCAUUGACCGCCAAGUCCGUGAUACCAUUCUAGGACACCGGCAACAACGGAAAUUCAGCGACCUAAUGCAACAUUGGCUCGCUUUUGAGUAA
Molecule: messenger RNA, 1389 nt
Organism: Raphanus sativus (radish)
Lineage: Eukaryota; Viridiplantae; Streptophyta; Magnoliopsida; Brassicales; Brassicaceae
Exons: 2
Coding region: 1-1389 (462 amino acids)
Source: RefSeq, a predicted model, not a curated record